Messenger RNA from Penicillium odoratum, 543 nucleotides. Its product is annotated as putative extracellular thaumatin domain protein. The coding region runs from base 1 to 543 and encodes 180 amino acids. Lineage: Eukaryota; Fungi; Ascomycota; Eurotiomycetes; Eurotiales; Aspergillaceae. The record is from RefSeq and is a predicted model, not a curated record. The transcript has a single exon.
AUGAUGUUCACCAAGACUUUCGGCCUAGCUGCUGCCUUCGCUACUCUGGCUACUGCCCUUCCUUCCAGCAUGGUCAAGCGUAACGAAACUGCGCCUGCCAGCGGAUCCGUCCUGAUCACCAACAACUUGAGCCAGGAUAUCUACGCUUGGUCCGUCUCCAACGACGUCGGUCCCAUGCAGACCCUCACAGCCAAUGGUGGUACCUACAGCGAGGCCUGGCGCACCAACCCCGAUGGCGGUGGUAUUUCCAUCAAGCUCUCCACGAGCCCCAAUCAGUCCGAUGUGCUUCAAUUCGAGUACACCCAGAGCACUGAUACCAUCUACUGGGAUCUCUCCUGCAUCAACAUGGAGGCCAACUCCGAGUUCACCCAGUACGGUUUCUCCGUCCUGCCCUCGGACAGUGGAAACUCGGGUUCUUGCCCUUCUGCCGUUUGCCAGGCUGGCGAUAGUGCCUGUUCUGCUGCCUACCUCCAGCCUACGGAUGAUCACGCAACUCACGGAUGCCCUCUUGAUACCGGCCUGGCUUUGAACAUUGGCCAGUAA